Arachis ipaensis is the source of this 1960-nucleotide messenger RNA. Lineage: Eukaryota; Viridiplantae; Streptophyta; Magnoliopsida; Fabales; Fabaceae. The record is from RefSeq and is a predicted model, not a curated record.
UCCCCUCCCGGCCCCCAAUCCUCUCUCAGUCCCACUCUGAAAGUCUGAAACGGGCCAAAGGGGAGAAAGCCGUCUCGUCGCCGGUUCGUCUGCGCCUUCACUGCUGUCGCUUCGUCUGUGCCUCUGUCGGCGUCUGUUGUCUCCGUUCGCGUCGCGUCGUCCCUGCGCCUUCACUGCGUCACCUCGCCGGUCUGCGUCACCUGGCCUUCACUGUUUCACUCCAUUCCUUCUUUGUGGUUUGAGCGAAGCCGUCAAAAACCAUAUCUGAUUUUAUGCAUAUUUAGGACUUUCAGGGCAAACAACCCAGUUAUUCAUCAAUGACAAAUGAUUCUUUGUCAACUUGGAAAGGAGUUAACAGGUUAAACCAGUGAUCUAGUAGUCUGACCGGUUCAAUCACCGGUUCGGUUCUGACAACUAUGCACACAAACACCAUCUUCUGAAUCAUUCAUCCAAUGCUGAUGAGUUCCACCGUGAAGCAAACCCAGCAGCUGUCCCCAAAUCAUGGCCUCUUCUCUCUCCGUGGCGCACUUCUCACCCUCGCCAUUCUCACCCUUCUCUCCUUCACAUUUCUCUCCCUCAAGUACUCCACCCCUUCCCCUCAGAUCUCUGUAGCAAAGCUUGUGGAUCCUGAAGUGAAGGAACACAAUGAUGAGGAAGAAGGAGGAGAAGAGUUGUCUGAUAUAUACCACUCGCCGCGAGUUUUCAAGCUGAAUUACGCGGAGAUGAUGGAGAAGUUCAAGGUUUAUAUAUAUCCUGAUGGAGAUCCCAAGACAUUUUAUCAAACACCUAGGAAGCUCACUGGGAAAUAUGCCAGUGAGGGAUAUUUCUUCCAGAACAUUCGGGAGAGCAGGUUCCGAACCCUCGAUCCGGAUCAGGCGCACCUCUUCUUCAUACCAAUCUCCUGUCAUAAGAUGCGUGGCAAGGGCACAUCUUAUGAUAAUAUGACAAUAAUUGUCCAAAAUUACGUGGAGGGCUUAAUAGCCAAAUAUCCUUAUUGGAACAGAACCUUGGGUGCUGAUCACUUCUUUGUCACUUGUCAUGAUGUUGGUGUAAGGGCAACAGAAGGGCUUCCAUUUCUUAUCAAGAAUACCAUUCGAGCAGUGUGCUCCCCUAGCUAUGAUGUUGGAUUCAUUCCACACAAAGAUGUUGCUCUCCCUCAAGUACUACAGCCCUUUGCUCUUCCAGCUGGAGGGAAUGAUAUAGAGAACAGGACUAAUCUUGGAUUUUGGGCUGGUCAUCGUAACUCUAAGAUUAGAGUCAUUCUUGCACGUGUAUGGGAAAAUGACACUGAACUUGACAUUUCUAACAAUAGAAUUAGUAGGGCUACUGGACAUCUGGUAUAUCAGAAGAGAUUUUACAAGACCAAGUUUUGUAUAUGCCCUGGUGGUUCACAGGUUAAUAGUGCUCGAAUAGCCGACUCUAUCCAUUAUGGAUGCAUCCCUGUGAUAUUAUCAAAUUACUAUGACCUCCCUUUUAAUGACAUUGUUGACUGGAGAAAAUUUGCUGUUGUACUCAAGGAGAGUGAUGUAUACCAACUAAAACAGAUCCUCAAAAAUAUAUCACAUGCUGAGUUUGUAUCACUUCAUAAUAAUUUAGUCAAGAUUCAGAAACACUUCCAAUGGAAUACACCACCUAUAUCAUAUGAUGCAUUUCAUAUGGUAAUGUACGACCUCUGGCUACGCCAUUACACGAUCAAAUACUGAUGAUAUGAAGACUCAUUUGUUUUGUAUGCAUCAUACAGUUUUAGUAACCCCAAAGAGAAAUACUUCAAAUAUUCAGUUUAAAAUUUUGUUCUAUAACAGCUGGUUUUCCAAUACUCUUGCACCCUUAACAAUUCUUUAUUUAUUCAUUUGCCGUGAGAAUCUUGCUUGCGAUGAAAAUAGUGCUAGGCCAUGACUGUUAAAUGAUUGUGCUAUAUUACAUACCCUAACUUAAUCUAUGUUGAGUUGUGUUUUUUCCA